Geodia barretti is the source of this 1927-nucleotide messenger RNA. NCBI's taxonomy places the organism in Eukaryota, Metazoa, Porifera, Demospongiae, Tetractinellida, Geodiidae. The record is from the annotation of a GenBank genome assembly.
CAACUCUACAAACGUUAGCCUUGUACCCUUCGCCUCUAGACUCGUUGCUAUUCACAGAGGCUCCAACUCCACCGACUUGACGGGCUUGUACGAGGCGUGUGACUGCAGCACUUUCAGAAGACAUGCGGCGGACGUGAGUCAGUGUCUCUAGCUAUAGAUACAAACAUGCGUACUACUCUCGUCGAUAUGCUCAGUAACUAGACUUCUACACACGCACGAUGGCAAACCGCAGUGAGUUGAUCAAAACAUCAGCUAGUCAACAUAGAGAUCCCAUGAUCUCUAUGUCCUAUCGUGUCCCUUGGUGGUGUCAUGUGGCAGGUCCCACACAAUGAAGAGCUCGUGUAUAAGGAAAUGGUGCUUUGUUUAGAGUAUUGUUGUGAGUCACUGUGGUCGUAGGUGUCAUGCAUGGAGAUUGGGUCUACAUGUGUGCCUUAGUAUUAUAUUGUACCACUGUAUAGUGUUAUACUGAGAAAUAUCUUCUGUAUGCUGCUGUUUACUUCUUCUCUUCAGGCAAAUGCGAUCUCUAUCAUUCGCAUCAUUACUUCGCUGUUCAGGUAACUAAACGCACACACACGCACACAAAUAAUCAUUGGCCAAACAGUUACUGUAUUUAGUAGCGUGCUUUCUCUCACCUAGUAUCGUUGGCUCUGCUUCAAUCAUUCUACUGGUACUUCUUACUGGAAAACUCAACACCGCAGAGGUCCACCCUCUCUUCAUGCUGUCGGUUGCGGACUUUAUUCUCGCCAUUCUCUGGCUCAUCGGAGGAAUUGUGUGGCUGAGUCCCGACGGCAAUGGCUGGGCGACCGAGAAAUCGUCCACGCACGCUGGGAUGUGCUACGUGCUAGCUGUAGCUACCACUAUGGCCGGGAUAGUCACAUUUCUACUGACAGUUGUCUAUGCACAGAGUGCACUCCUGCGGCUACGAGAAUACUACAAUAACAAGGGGAAGCUCCUCCCAGAACAGCAUAAGAAAAAAAGGUUGCGUCACAUUGUCACAGGAUUGUCUUACGUCCUUAGCUGGCUGGUUCCACUGCUUGUGGUUUUACCAGUGACGGAAGCACUGGUUGGCUUGGAAAGUACUGACAAAGGAUGCUGGUGUAUCGUUGAUUUCUUCAAUCUGAGACCUGACAAUGGGGAUUUGAAUACAAGUUCACCAUUCAAUACAUUUGCCAUCAUUCAAGCUGAUAUGAUUGGCUCUUUCUUCCUCGGCUCAGCGCUUCUCAUCAUUGUGUAUUAUGGGAUUACACUAUGGUACAUCAGAAAGGUCUAUGCCUUUCAAGCUAACCAGCAGGGAAGCCAGCAGAGGUCUGCCAAGCUACGGCGGAUCAUCAGAACAGUCAUGAUCCGUCUCUCUUGUUUCAUCCUCAUCUUCAUCGCCUGUGGAGCACCAACAUUUGCCGGAGCCGUCGAUGUGUGGUCAGAGGGAAGCAGACUCCACCUUUCAGAGAAACCUGACAGGAUUAUCCUCUAUAUUCACGCUGUGUUAGCUCCAAUGCAGGGUUUCUGGAACGCAAUAGUGUACGGGUGGUCAAGGAAAGAGUUCAGAAGAGCAGUCAGAAUCCACGGUAGUGAGAGGAGCGCUAGCAGCUCAAACUAUCAGUCUUUGAAUAACUCUCGAGUGGACCAAGGGAACAAUGCUUCUCCAACACAAUGAUGACAUGGACAUUUUCUCAGUCUCAAGUUGGUGUGCUGUCAUUUUAGAACUCGACUGUUAUUUUACAUGAUGUUUGUCACUUUUUCAUACAAAUCUGAGAGGUUCUGUUGUUAAUAUUUUUACACAAAUGACAUGAUAUAUUGAACAGAGUGUGCAUGAACAAAACUACUAGAAAUUCAUGACAUCACAUUAGCAAGACAAUGGAGCAGAGAGACAAGUGAGAGCUGAUUCAACAAAAUCUUCAGUGACAUAGAUAGCUAGUUACCCAAUUCA